AUGCGAAACCUAAGGAAUUCAAGGCAUACUGUCGUAGAGUUUCCCACCGACUCUCUGCCGCCCACAGCGACCACCUGGGAUCCUGCUACCGAUGGUCUCAUCGCCGCCUUUGGUCCAUCAUCUUCCAGCCCUGUCAUCGAACUCAGACGCCUAGCCAAGGACUGCUUCUCUGGUCACGAUGCAAAGCAGAUUGCUUCAUGGGACGCUCCCAGCCCUUUGCCAGAUCUUCCCGUGGACCGUAUAUUAUCGCUACAAUAUUUUGCCGACACUGCGACUAUAUGCUUGAUCUUGGCUGGUGGCGACAUUGUAAUUGUCAGAGAGGAGCCUUUGCCUGGAGAGGAUCUUAUCGAAAUCGUUGGCGGUGUUGAUGAAGGUAUCGCCGCAGCUGCAUGGUCGCCCGACGAGGAGCUGCUCGCCAUCAGCACUCGUGCAAAUACCUUGAUUCUGAUGACCCGUGAUUUUGAGAGUAUCGCCAACAUCACUCUAUCUCCCGAAGAUGUCAAAGUCUCUGCACAUGUCAAUGUCGGAUGGGGAAAACGCGAGACACAGUUCCAAGGUAAGAGAGCAAAAGCUCUCAAGGAUCCAACAGUACCAGAGCACGUUGAUGAAGGCCAACUGAGCUCUCUGGAUCAAAUGCAGACUACUAUCAGCUGGCGUGGUGAUGGUGCUUAUCUGGCCGUAAACUCUAUUCAGGAUGAGAAACGACGAAUGAUCAGAGUCUACUCUCGAGAAGGUGUACUUGAGAGCGUGGGCGAGCCCGUAGAUGGACUUGAGGGUGCUUUGAGCUGGAGACCUGCAGGAAAUCUCAUGGCUGGUGUUCAGCGUCGAUCCGACCGAAUUGAUGUAGUCUUCUUCGAAAGAAACGGCCUGCGUCACGGUCAAUUCUCUCUACGCCUCUCAGCAGAAGAUAUGGAGAGUUGGGCGAGUGCCAUUACACUUGCGUGGAAUAGUGACUCUACGGUUCUUGCUGUUUCCUUCAAGGAUAGAGUACAGCUAUGGACCAUGGGCAAUUACCACUACUACCUCAAGCAGGAGAUCUUCACAAACGCUGCGUCAGAUUCAAAAUCUCUCCCAGUCCGCACAGCUUGGCACCCCGAAAAGGCACUCAACCUCUCGACAUCUUCCGAUCAGUCUCUACAGAUGCUCUCAUAUGUAUUCGCAGUUUCUAAAAGCUCGGCGACACCACCUAACGACCUUGGCCUAACCUCUGUAAUCGACGGCCGUAACCUCAAGAUCACGCCGCUUAGGGUAGCCAAUGUUCCCCCACCUAUGGCUUUUACAGAGCUGGAAAUCUGCGCAAAUGCGAUUGAUGUUGCCGUGAACCAUUCGGCAACUAAUAUUGCGAUUCUGCACCAGCAAGGUGUUUCGUUAUACGAGCUCAACUACAGCGUCAGACCGUUCCAACAUCCCAAACUUCUUCGUGAAGUUCCGAUGACCGAGCAAAUCCCGCGGCAGGUUGCAUUUUCGGGAGAUGACGGAAUUACAGUGCUAUGCGGUGAGCCCAACAGUCAAGCUGAUAGUCUUGUCGAGCUUAAGGUCUCUGAUGACAGUGCCUUCGACAUGAGUGAGCUAAGCUCAGGCGCUGGCUCCUUGUUCUCCGCCGUAGAUUUCUCAAGCACCUGUUACGAGGACGCACAUGGUGGAGUGUACGAGAUUGUUGCCACUGGUUCUUCAUCGCUACUCGCUAAAUUUCCAGUACACUGUCCUUCAACCGAGGUCUGGAAGGAUGAAGAUACGACAAUCGUAUUUGGUCUCUCAGCUGGCGGAACCUUGUUUGGCUACCGCAAGUCUUCAGAAGACGAGAAGGCUUCAGAGUGUCUGCAGAUCCGCAACUGCACGUCUUUCCUGACUACACCUGCCCAUCUUAUCUUCACUACGACUCAGCAUCUGCUCAAGUUUGUCCAUCUCCAUCAAGGCGAACUGGAGAUCCCUCUGGACGAGCCAGAAAAGGACGAACGUUGUCGUAGUAUCGAGCGUGGUGCGAGACUAGUAGCUGUCAUGCCUACAGCAUUUUCUCUUGUUCUUCAGAUGCCGAGAGGCAACCUGGAGACCAUCUACCCCCGUGCCCUGGUCCUUGCUGGUAUUCGUAGAAGCAUUAGUGCUAAGGACUACAAGACAGCUUUCUUUGCUUGUCGAGGGCAGAGAGUUGACAUGAACAUUCUUCAUGAUUAUGCACCCCAGCAAUUUAUGGCCAACGUUUUGUUGUUCUGCAAGCAGCUGAAGAAAGCCGAACACAUCGAUCUGUUCCUUUCGCAACUAAGGGACGAUGAUGUCGCAGAGACCAUGUACAAGGAGACUCUCAAUGCUCCGAAGUUAGGUCUGCAUGGUGACAGUCCGAGUGAAGAACAGCAGACGACCACUGAACCUCAGAUCUCAAAAAUUAACAGAGUCUGUGAUGCUUUCCUAGACGUCUUGCGCAACCGAACCUCAACCCAUCUUCAAAAUAUCAUCACAGCACACGUUUGCAAGUCACCGCCUGAUCUUGACGCUGGCCUGACUCUGAUUGCGAAACUGCGCGAAGAGCAAUCCGACUUGGUAGAACGCGCGGUCGAACAUAUCUGUUUCCUUGCGGAUGUCAACAAGCUUUACGACCAUGCUCUCGGCCUCUACGAUCUGGAUGUCGCACUACUUAUCGCUCAGCAGUCACAGAAGGACCCUCGAGAGUACCUUCCUUACGUCCAAGGUCUUGGCAAGAUGCAGCCACUCCGAAGACAAUUUACUAUCGACCAUGACUUGAAGAAACACAGCAAGGCUCUUGGUCACCUGUUUACUAUGGACGAGUUUGAUGAGUUCAAGACAUACAUGGCGAAACACGAGCUCUACAGCGACGCCAUGCAUCUCUAUAGAUACCAGACUCAGCGACUGAACGAGAUUAUGAAGCUCAAUGCCGACUAUCUCAACAGCCGAAAUCGCUACAAGGAGGCGGGUAUCGCGUACGAGUAUCUCGGCGAGUACAACCUGGCCUUUGAAGCCUACCGAUCUGGAAACGAGUGGCGCGAGUGUCUUUCGUCGGCCACUCUCGUCCCUCUGCCUGAGGAAGAAAUCAUGGCUGCAGGUGAAGCAUUCGCCGAGGCACUUACAGAGUCGAAAGAGCACUUUGAUGCAGCCACGGUGUACUUGGAUUACUUGAACGAUAUUGAAGGAGCUCUCAAAUGCUUGUGCAAGGGUUACUACUAUGCUGAAGCCAUUCGUGUUGUUGGUCUGAGACGACGCGCAGAGCUGAUCGCAUCCGUCGUUGACCCAGGUCUUGUGGAAGGUUCUGCAACAAUGACAGAGCUGCUCGCAGAAAUGAAGACUCAGCUCAACGCCCAGGUGCCACGACUCAGGGAGCUUAGACAAAAGAAGGAGGAAGAUCCUCUCGCCUUCUUUGGAGGGGUUGCCGCAGAUGGCCCAGACAUCCCGGACAACAUUUCACUCGCGCCCACAGAAGCCACGACUUCAGCCGGCACCUUCAUGACAAGAUAUACAAACCGCAGUACUGGCACUCUUGCGUCCAAUGCGACACGCAAGACGUCGAAGAACCGCCGACGUGAAGAGCGCAAGCGUGCUAGAGGCAAAAAGGGUAGUGUGUACGAGGAGGAGUACAUUGUCAACUCAAUCGGUCGUCUCAUCGAGCGCACAAACAGUGUCAGCGAGGAGGUAACCCGACUCGUUGAGGGACUCAUGAGGAGGGCGAUGAGAGAGCGUGCUGUUGCGGUGGAGAACGCCAUGACUGAGGUUGUAGAGUUGUGCAAGACUUGCGUUCCGGAAGUGUUCCAGGUCAAGCCGACACAGCCACCUAAUCCCGACUCGGGAGAGAUCAAUGGAGAGGAUGAAGCUGGCAGGCCUAUGGCUGGUGGUCAAGCCGUAUUCUUCGACGCUAUGGAGGCGAACCAAGCCAUAAGAGAGCCACCGGUAGUCAAGACCUUCUCCAGGCUAUCAUUACUUGGUUAG
Molecule: messenger RNA, 3933 nt
Organism: Aureobasidium subglaciale EXF-2481
Lineage: Eukaryota; Fungi; Ascomycota; Dothideomycetes; Dothideales; Saccotheciaceae
Exons: 3
Coding region: 1-3933 (1310 amino acids)
Biological process (GO): tRNA wobble base 5-methoxycarbonylmethyl-2-thiouridinylation
Cellular component (GO): elongator holoenzyme complex; cytosol
Molecular function (GO): tRNA binding; protein binding
Source: RefSeq, a predicted model, not a curated record